CUCGACGACCUCGUCCGUCUCCUGCACAUCGAAUUGGGCGCCAAUGGCCUUGAUAGCGAUGGCGUCGAUGUUGAGCGAGUCCAGAAGCUGAUGGCCAACUACACCUCGAACAAGAACGAUUGGGCCAAGUAUGCCCUCUUUGAUAAGGGUCGCUACACCCGCAACCUCGUCGACGACGGCAAUGGCAAGUUCAACCUGAUGAUCCUCGCCUGGCCAGAGACUAUCGGAAGUGCCAUCCAUGAUCAUUCUGGUUCCCACUGCCUGAUGAAGAUCCUUGAUGGCGAACUCAAGGAAACGCUCUAUCACUGGCCCGAGAAAGUUAUCAACGAGUCCGAUAAUGCCGAUUCUGGUGUUGGUAGUGACCACAGCGACGAUGAAGGCAAGGCCAAGGCUAUGGCCAUGAACGUCAAGAAGGAGACAUUCCUCGAGCGUGACACUGUUGCGUAUAUGCAUGACAAGUUGGGUCUCCAUGCCGUUGCCAACCCACUCAAGACCCAGGGUUCGGUCUCGCUGCACCUCUACACCCCUCCGUAUGAGACCUGCAAGACCUUCAAUGAACGCUCCUCUAAAGCCCGCUCCUCUGGAAAAUGUGUCUUCUACUCUUCAAAAGGCCAAAAGAUC
Messenger RNA from Gamsiella multidivaricata, 621 nucleotides. Its product is annotated as cysteine dioxygenase type I. Gene Ontology annotation, biological process: L-cysteine catabolic process. The record is from RefSeq and is a predicted model, not a curated record. The transcript has 2 exons. The annotation marks the transcript as partial. Gene Ontology annotation, molecular function: cysteine dioxygenase activity; ferrous iron binding. NCBI's taxonomy places the organism in Eukaryota, Fungi, Mortierellomycota, Mortierellomycetes, Mortierellales, Mortierellaceae.